AACACGCUCACCCUUCCCGAACCUUGGCAGCACGACUGAGGCUGGAGAGCCCGGAGGGUUAACACCGGGGAGCCCGCUGAGUCUCUGCGGCAGGAUCUUGGGAUAGAGGCACCGCAGCGGAGAGAGAGAGAGAAAGAGAGAGAGAGAGAGAAGGGGGAGCGCUGUGAGAGCCGGUGGCGCUCAGCUGAACCCGGGAAGCACUCGGCAUACUUCCCAACAGAUAUGCCUGGAUGUGAUUGGCCUGCGAUUGCUGCCUGACACCUGAACCAAGGAGCAGGGUUUUAUGUCUCCAGAGGCACUGGGAAGGCAUUUGGAUCAGUGGGCCACUAUAAGGCAAAUUCAAAAGCCACACAUCCAUCAUGGACGAAAACCCAACAGAACAUCCCAUAAGUGUGAUCAAAAAUCCACCGGCCUGGGAAAUGGGAAUAUAUGGAUCAGGAGUCCUGCUUAUCCUGAUGGUCAUUGGAGUGAACCUCUGGAAACUGUGGAAAUCUGGAAAUUAUCCUGCUCCCUCUCCUUUCCCAAAUUACGAUUAUAGAUACUUGGAGCAGAAGUAUGGAACAUCAUAUUCAGAGGUUCGACAAAAGAGAACAGUGGGUUCAAGUUAUAAAAAGCCUACAGAGAAAAGUUUUCCCAGCCGUCAAUCGAGCCUAAAGAUAGAUGAACCAUAUGAAACCAUUAAUGAGCUCGGAACGCUGGAACUGAUGACUAAAGAUUUGGAGUUGACGUCCUAUGGACCCAUGAAAAAAUCUGUAUCUACAGACUCAUUGAAUUCCAUAUCUUCUAUUGGUAAUAACUUUGGCCAUGACUUCACUGUUGGACAAAUUGAGAUGUGCUUGGAGUACAACAUGAACUCAAACACCUUGCAUGUCACUCUGGUACAAGGGAAAGAUUUGCUUGAGAAAGAGGAUGUCAACUUUGAAUCCUGUUUUGUGCGCAUCAGCUUGCUGCCUGACGAGCAAAUUGUUGGAAUUUCACGGAUUCAGAGGAAUGCAUUCUCUGUAUUCUUUGAUGAGAAGUUUUCCAUUCCAUUGGACCCUUCUGCUCUCGAGGAGAACAGCCUGCGCUUUUCAGUAUUUGGGAUUGAUGAAGAUGACCGAAACAUCAGCACAGGAUUGGCAGACCUAAAGCUGUCAGAUCUGGAUCUCAGCAGCCGUGCCUUUAAUGCUUGGCUUUAUCUGCAGGAUGUCAAUAAGGCAACAGACACAGUUGGAGAAAUCCUGCUCUCUCUCAGUUACCUACCUACAGCAGAGCGGCUGACAGUGGUGGUGGUCAAAGCAAAAAACCUAGUCUGGAACAAUGGAAAGGCCACGUCUGAUCCAUUUGUGAAAGUUUAUCUCCUUCAAGAUACGAGGAAAAUAAGUAAGAAAAAGACAGCAGUGAAGAGAGAUGAUCCUAAUCCUGUUUUCAAUGAAGCCAUGAUAUUUUCAGUACCUGCGAUUGUUCUACAGGAAUUAUCGCUGAGAAUAACAGUGGCUGAAUGCAGUGAAGAUGGAAGAACUGAGAACAUAGGGCAUGUAAUCAUUGGGCCUGAGACCAGUGGGAUGGGUGGCACUCAUUGGAAUCAGAUGCUGGCAACAUUACGGAAACCUGUCUCCAUGUGGCACGCUCUCCGAAAGAAAUAAGGCAAAGGAACAGUGACAUGUUCUUGACACUUGUGUAAAUAUUUUGCAUGGUGACUAAAUUCUUACACUUUAUUGCUGGUGCUUUGGGAAAUUCAAGUUUGAAAUAUUAAAUUUCCUUUUACUUUAUUGACUUACUUGCAUCAGCUUUGUACUGGAAAAUGUGUAGCUGGAAGAGCCAAUUACGUAUCAAUGAAGUUGGUAUAACAAAUGAAUGCAUCGAUAACAAGAGCUGAUAUGAAGUGGCUAUUCUAUUGUAUGCUUCAUAUUGAAUAGUUCAUACAUAGAUGAAGAAUGGUCAAAGAUAAUAAAGAAGUAUAUUUGUCUGAUGUUAUUACCCAUUCAGAAAGCGGAGCUAUGUUAGCCCUAGACCUACAAACAGCCCCACAUAUUAAUACUGAACUAAAUCCUUUCCAGAAUAUUUUCCUAUUUCAAAAUAUUUAUGCUGUAAAGUAAAAGAAUUGCAAAUAAUUGACUGAUGUAUUGCAAUGAUCAGACUUUGUGCAUAAGCAGGGAUCCUGGAUGUAUAUAUUGGAAAUGUUUUGUGCAUAUUCUGGCUAUUUAUUAGAGCGUUUUGUCAAAUAAAUAAGAGGAUCAAGCACACUGUUUAUAUUGUGCGUAGAAUGGUAGAUUGUUAGGUUGCACUCGAGGUAUAUGUGGUCUUGAGUUCAUCUGCUGUUAAAAUGUACACAGGUAUCUCUGUAUAAAUAUAUAUAUAUAUUUGAA
Molecule: messenger RNA, 2348 nt
Organism: Hemiscyllium ocellatum (epaulette shark)
Lineage: Eukaryota; Metazoa; Chordata; Chondrichthyes; Orectolobiformes; Hemiscylliidae
Gene: syt12
Product: synaptotagmin XII
Exons: 9
Coding region: 360-1625 (421 amino acids)
Biological process (GO): calcium-ion regulated exocytosis; regulation of calcium ion-dependent exocytosis; regulation of dopamine secretion
Molecular function (GO): calcium-dependent phospholipid binding; clathrin binding; SNARE binding
Source: RefSeq, a predicted model, not a curated record